Taeniopygia guttata (zebra finch) is the source of this 1233-nucleotide messenger RNA. The record is from RefSeq and is a predicted model, not a curated record. NCBI's taxonomy places the organism in Eukaryota, Metazoa, Chordata, Aves, Passeriformes, Estrildidae.
CCGGGGGUUUUCCCGCCAUCCGCCAGGGGGCGCUGAGGGGAGAGCGGGGCAAAGAUGGCGGCGGAGGCCCUCCUGGAGCAGCUCCUGGUGGCCCUGGGGACCCCCAAAAACGGGGAGCCCCGAAGGGGAGCUCUGCUGGUGGCCCUGACGAAGGAGGGGGCCCUGGGGGAGCCCCUCUGCACCCUCACAGUGACAGCCACGGGACCCCUCAGCUGUGACCUCGACCCUGAAGUGCUGGGUGGGGCCCCCCGGGGGGUGCAGGAGCUGCCGGGGGCCCCCCCAAAUCCCCGCCCCUGCUGCAGGCGGAUCCUCACCCGGGCUCAGGUGCAAAGGAGCCUCCAGGUGGAGUUCCACUUCUGUGUCAGCGUCGAUGGGAACGUCAUGUCCCGAACCCUGAGCCCAGAGACCCCCUGGGCACAGGCGGGAACGAGGCUGAGGGUGCAGAGCCGGCACUUCACUGGGCCGCCCUGCAGCCGCCUCCGCCCGUGCCCGGGGCCGCCGCUGCCGCUGCCGGUGCCGCCCCCGCUGGCGGCCGCGGGCUUCGGGGGGGACCUGGAGCUGCUCCCGGUCAGCGCCCUCGGCCCCCCCCGGGACCCCCGCCGGGCAGGGACCCCCCCUCUGCCGAGUGCAAAUAUCCGGCCGGGGGUCCUGGGGGGUUUGGGGGGAGAUUUGGGGUGUUCAAGGGAGCCGGUGCCCCCCGAUGUCACCUUUGGGGUGCGCUGGGACCCCCUUGAGGGGGACGGGGACCCCCAAACUUCCCCCGAGGGGGACCCCAAAACCCUCCUGGUUUUCCUCUUCCUGCGGCACCGGGAUCCCUUUGGGGGGUACGACGCAGGGACGCGCCAGCUGCUCUUGGCCCAGCUGGAGCCCACGCUGCGCCUUGGCCGCCCCGCGCUGGCCCGGGGGCUCCGGGCCCUCCUGCACCCCCUCCUGGGGGAGCUGCGCCGCCAGCACCAGGCCCAGCAGCACGUGGCCCGAGCCCAGGCCCUGGCGGUGGCCGCAGUGACGGCCGUGGUGGCCGCCAGCUCCAGCGGCCGCUUCCGCAGCGCCUGCCUGGGCGCCCUGCAGGUUUGGGGGUUCGGGGGGAUACCCCCUGGGUUGGGGGUGGGUUUGGGGGUGUCCCCGGUGUCACCGUGUUCCCCCGCAGGUGCAGGACACGCCGGCGCUGGCGGCGGCCGCGCGCCGCAGAUGGGCCGAGGUCUCGCGCCGGCCGGGGCUGCCCCGUGGGGGUGA